AUGUAUUCGAACUCGAACGCCUUCCUGGGUGGCAAUAGCCAGCGGCCCGGCGCUCAGCAAUAUGGCAGCUCUUUCGGUAUGGGAGGACAGCAGCCGGGGCAGCAGCAGCAGCAGCAGCAGCAGCAACAGCCGAGCCCGUUUGCUCCCCAGCCCACGGGUUUUGGUCAGGCGCCAUUGCAACAGCAGUUCACUGGCUACCCGGGGAUGCAGCAGCCACAGCAGCAGCCGCAGCAGCAAUCUUCUCAACAGCUUCAACCUCAGUUUACCGGAUACCCUGGCCAGGCUCAGCCUCAGCAGAGCUUCCAGACCGGUGCCCCCCCGAUGCCCUCGAUCCCCCCGCAGUUCCAGUCGCAGUUCCAGCAGCAGCUGCAACCUCAGCAGACUGGGUUCCCGGCUCAGCAGCAACAGCAGCAACCUUCACAGACCGGCUUCCAACAGUCUCAGCCAACUGGUUUCCAGCAGCCCCAGCCAACUGGUUUUCAGCAGCCCCAACCGACUGGCUUCCAGCAGCCCCAGCAGACGCCCACUCCGGCGGCUGCACCCAUCAAGCCUCAGCCUACGGGCUUCAGCCAGAUGGCUGCUUCUUUUCGGACUGGUGGGACACCAAAGCCAGCCGGCAGACGCCCAAAGUCUGCCAACAAGAUUCCCAACAUCCGGCUGUCCUUCAUCACUGCUCCAGACCAGUCCAAGUUCGAGACGCUGUUCAAGUCUGCAGUGGGUGAUGGCCCGGGGGCCACCAUGUCCGGAGACAAGGCAAGAGACCUGCUGAUGCGGUCGCGUCUCGACGGUGACUCUCUUUCGCACAUUUGGACUUUGUCCGACACGACCCGAUCUGGAGAAUUACACUUCCCCGAAUUUGCUCUCGCAAUGUACCUUUGCAACCUGAAGCUCACCGGAAAGGCUCUGCCCUCGAAUCUGCCUGAAAACAUCAAGAACGAGGUUUCCAGUGUGGUGGACAUCAUCAACUUCAGCAUCACCGAGGAUGCUGGCCGAACUACCCCCGGCAGUAAUGCCACCGGCGGAUCGAGCACCGAACCUAAGAUUCACCAACCCCAGCCCCAGGCAUCAAACUCCCAGUUACUGCAAGCACAAAUGACCGGCUUUCCUGGUCAGCAGCAGCAGCAGCAAGGCUUUGGUCAACCUCAAGGUCUACAACCUCAGCAGACAGGUUUCCCCGGCAUAAACUCGCAACCGACGGGGAUGAACCCGCAGCCUACGGGAUACACAGGACCGCGACCCCCCAUGCCUCCGAUGCCCACCGGGUAUGGCAAUAGCCUUACGCCAGGAGGAGGGCCGAUGGCUGCGCCCCUGAACGCGCAACCCACGGGCCGGCCUGGCCAGUGGGGUCUCGUGAACACGCCCGCGACCGGUCUUCCCAACAUCGAUGCUCUGCAGGCUAGAAUGAUGCCGCAGCAAGGCCGUGAGCAGCAAAAUUUCACUACACAGGGCUUGCAGGGCAAUGCUGUCAUCCCGUGGGCAAUUACCAAAGACGAGAAGCAGCGCUAUGAUGCACUUUUCAAGGCUUGGGACGGCCUUCACAAGGGCUUCAUUGGUGGAGAUGUUGCCAUUGAAAUAUUCGGGCAGAGCGGUCUCGAAAAGCCCGACCUCGAGCGCGUCUGGACGCUUGCAGACAAUGGCAACAAGGGCCGUCUGAACCUUGACGAGUUUGCUGUCGCUAUGCAUCUGAUUUACAGAAAGCUCAACGGCUACCCCCUUCCCAACCAGCUGCCGCCCGAGCUCGUCCCCCCUUCGACAAGAAACAUCAAUGAAUCCAUUGGCACCAUUAGGUCGAUGUUGAGUCAGGAGUCGGAGUUCCGUAACAAGUCUGGCGCCGCCCUGCUUCCCCAAAAGACCGGAGUCAGCUACAUGAAGACACAUUCCUUGAGGGGCACCCCUGGUGGCUACAGCAGUGGACGUAAGGAUGCCACGGUCUUUAAGAACAACGACGAACAGGUGGGCUACAGGUCCAGCGCUCGCCGCCGUGUAGGCAACAACUCGCCUCGACCCGAGUCGCCUGCUUCUACCCCCUACGACGACCUUGGUCUUGAACAGCUGAGGAAGAAAAUUCGGGAGAAGGAAGUGCUUCUUGAGGCCAUGGAUUUUGCUGAUGAGAAGAGCCUCGAAGAGGAUGAUAUGCUUGAUAGACGCGACCGUCGCGAGGCAGAUGAGCUGUACCGUCGUAUUCGCCGUAUUCAGGACGACAUCGAUGCGCAUCCUGAUGCUGCCCUGGCGACGGGAGAUUCGGAAGCCGAGAGACGCGCCUUGAAGCGGCAGCUGCAGACCCUUACGGACAAAGUCCCUGAACUGGCUUCCGCGGUUCGCAAGACCGAAAAGGCCAUUGCAGAUGCAAGACUCGAGCUUUUUAGACUCAAGGACGCAAAGGCUCACCCCAAUAGUGCCGCUGCUAUCGUUGGGACCGGGCCCGGCGGUGCUGUUACUGAGUCUGACAGGCUCAAGGCCAGGGCCAAGGCUAUGAUGCAACAGCGCACGGCGGCUCUGACUGGCAAGAAGGUUGAAUCCGCCAUUGACGACGAGGCUCCCAAGCGCCUGGAGGAAGAGAAUCUUCGAGUCAAGACCGAGAAGGAGAACAACGAGAGCAUGGUCAAGGAUGUCGAAGAUUCUGUGCGUGAUUUCGCUCGGGGUAUUGAAGAUAGUCUGAAAGAAGGCACCACGAGCGCUACCAAUGAGCACGAGAAGCGCCGCUGGGAAGACGCUCUCGGCGUCGAGGAUGAAGUCAGAGAUUUCAUCUUCGAUCUCCAGCGUUCCAGCCGCGCCGCGCGUGUUCGGGCUCAGGACCGACGUCCUACGUCGUCUUCGUCCCGAUCACCUGCUGCAGCUGCUCGCGCAUCGCCCGCCCCAGCUGCGUCGGCCGCUCGUAAUGAGAGCCCUGCUCCUCCGUCGCGCACUAGUACUCCUGGCGGCUCGUACUCGUCGUACAAAACCCCUGAGGAGCGCGCUGCCUUUAUCAAACAGCAGGCUGAGCAGCGCAUGGCCGAGAGACUCGCCGCCUUGGGCAUCAAGGCUCCCACUAAGCCUGGUGAGACGGCUGCUCAAAGAAUGGAGCGUGAAAGGGCCGAACGGGCUGCUAAGCUGCGCCAGGCCGAGGAGGAGGAUGAGCGACGCGAGGCUGAGCGGCAGGCUCGUCUCGCGGAAGAAUCGGGUGCACCGGCACCGGCUGCGAAGAAACCUCCUCCGCCGCCGUCGAGGAAGGCUGCCAAGAGCGACGCCUCUGAGAGAGAGACUGCUCGGAAGGCUGAGGAGGAACAAGCUGCUAAGCAAGCAGAGGAGGAGCGUCUUUCUAGAGAGCAUGACGAGCAGCAGCGUGCCACCCAGGAGUUGGAGGCCAAAGCCAGAGAGCAGCAAGAUGACCUGGAGAACGAGCGACAUGCUGCAGAGGCUCGGCUCAAGGCGCUUGAGGAGCAAGUCAAGGCAGGCAAGCUCAAGAAGGAAGAAGAGAAGCGCAAGAAGAAGGCAGCCCUUGCCGAGCAAAAGGAGAAGGAGGCUAAGCUUGCAGCCCAGAGAGCCGAGAUCGAGGCUGCCCGUCAGCGCGAGCUGGAGCUCCAGCGCCAGCUCGAGGCCAUGAACGACGAUGACAGCUCGUCAGAUGACGAGGACGGCGUUGCUCAGAUCACCCCUCAGGCGUCGACCCCUACGCAGGGCGGCAGCCAGAUCAGCAGCCAGGAGCUGGAGAAGCAGCCCUCAUCGCCGCCUGCAGUCCCGACGGUGAUUACUAGCCCCCCUACCGAAAGCGAGAGCCGCAACCCGUACCAUCGCAUGAUCUCUCACUCGUCCGAGUCUACCUCGGGUCCAAGUGAGCCAUCCGCGCCUGCCGCAGCUCCAGCACCGGCAGCUGCGCAGUCGACCAACCCCUUCCAUCGCAUGGCCCAAGAGAGCAAGGCCGCGCCCGCGGCUGCCACGCCUCCGGUGCCUUCCGGUCCGUUCUCUCGCAAGCGUCCUGAUGAGGAUGAUGAUUGGGGCACAGAUAAGGAGGAUGACGAGGAUGACUCCGAUGACGAUGACCGGCCUGGAGGCAGUAGUGCAGCGGCUCUGGCUUCCAUCUUGUUCGGCACCAUGGGACCGCCCCGGCCGUUGUCUGCUACGGGAGACAAACCAUCUUCCAACCCCGUCAGCCCGCGCAUCGGCAGUGACGCCUCACCCUCGUCCCCUCCUCCUCCUCCACCUAUGCCAGGGACCGGCGCUCCCCCGCCGCCUCCCGGCCCUGCACCUGAGGCGCCAUCAGCACCUCCCCCACCGCCCAUGCCGGCAUCAUCCGCCCCAGGUGGCCCCCCUCCGCCCCCGCCCCUGCCUCCGGGCAUGGGCGCUCCGCCACCACCGCCUCCCCCGCCACCGGCGGGUGACGCACCUUCAGGCCCGCCGCCAGGGGGCCGGCCGUCAGGCUUGCUCAGCGAGAUUCAGAUGGGUAAGGCUCUGAAGAAGACACAGACUCGUGACAAAAGCGGUGCCGCUACUGCAGGCCGCGUUUUGGAUUAA
This is a messenger RNA of Colletotrichum navitas, 4491 nucleotides long. RefSeq lists its product as uncharacterized. The record is from RefSeq and is a predicted model, not a curated record. Gene Ontology annotation, molecular function: calcium ion binding; actin binding. Gene Ontology annotation, biological process: actin cortical patch assembly; endocytosis; endosomal transport. The coding region runs from base 1 to 4491 and encodes 1496 amino acids. NCBI's taxonomy places the organism in Eukaryota, Fungi, Ascomycota, Sordariomycetes, Glomerellales, Glomerellaceae. The transcript is spliced from 3 exons. Gene Ontology annotation, cellular component: actin cortical patch; nucleus; cytoplasm.